Ogataea philodendri is the source of this 1176-nucleotide messenger RNA. RefSeq lists its product as uncharacterized. Bases 1 to 1176 code for a protein of 391 amino acids. The transcript has a single exon. The record is from RefSeq and is a predicted model, not a curated record. NCBI's taxonomy places the organism in Eukaryota, Fungi, Ascomycota, Pichiomycetes, Pichiales, Pichiaceae. Gene Ontology annotation, cellular component: cytoplasm; GID complex; nucleus. Gene Ontology annotation, biological process: proteasome-mediated ubiquitin-dependent protein catabolic process. Gene Ontology annotation, molecular function: ubiquitin protein ligase activity.
AUGUCUUCUUCUUUUAAAUCGUUAUCAGAGGAAAUUGACAAGCUUUCGGGCAACCGGUCGUUGGAGAACAUUGUGACGGACUCGGAUUCGCUGUUGGCAGGCUUGGAAACGCUCAAACACAACAUUGAGAACGAUAACGAUGAUCUCACCAGCACAAAGGCCCAGGUCAAAUCGUGGACCGACAAGACUUUGAAGAACGAAAAGUCGAUAAACAAGGCAAUCAAGAGCUACAGUGCCAAGAUCGAGAAACUGGCGUCGUUCAAAUUGGCCAACGUCUACUCGUAUCAGUCAAUAGAGGUGAAGGAUAACCCUCGCAAUCGCAAGCUGCUGGAUCGGGCCAUAGUGAUGGAUCUUUUGCGAAACGGACAUUUCGAUAUUGUCGAGCGCAUAGAGUCCGAAAGAGACAUUCCAAUUCCGCCAGAACUGAUUGCAAAAUUCAAAGAACUCGAUGAUAUACUGGUGAGUCUUAGAGAGCACGACGAUCUGCGGCCCGCAAUCGAAUGGGCCAGUCGAAAUUCGGACAAGCUCAAAGCGAUCCGGUCGGACCUGGAAUUCGACCUUCACAAGUUGCAGUUCAUCAAACUGUACAGAAACUCCAAGAAAAGCGAGCCUUUCGAGGCAUACAAGUACGCUAAGGACAACUUCCCGAAUUUCGGAGCAACGCAUCUCGACACCAUCUCCAAGCUCUUGUUCUCGAUCAUGUACUCGUCCGCUGCGUCUGGACACGGGUUUGAGAGCUACCUCACGGACUUGAACCUGUCGAACGACUCGUUUUACAACCAGAUCUGCCAGAACUACUGCUCCCUGAUAGGACUUUCGGCCAACUCGCCUCUCUACAGCACGCUACUCACAAGCUACAUUGCGCUCCCGAACUUUAUCAAAUAUCACAAGAUUUCGAAGUUGUCGAACAACCUAAACUGGACAUCUACCAACGAGAUUCCGUUCGAAAUCAACCUUCCUGCCUCGUUGCAGUUCCACUCCAUCUUCAUCUGUCCAGUCUCGAAAGAGGAAACGACCCCCGAAAAUCCGCCAAUGGUGCUGCCGUGCCACCAUAUCAUCUCCAAAGAAAGUUUGCUCAAGCUCAGCCGCAACAGCGUGGCCAACUUCAAGUGCCCAUACUGUCCCGGCACAAGCACCAUUACCCAGGCUGUGCAAGCAAAAUUUAUUAAUCUGUAA